GUACAGGCCUGGGCUCCCUUCUAGGGCUCAAGGAAAAGUAGAAAGCGAUAUAUAGGAAGAACCAGAUAGCAGUUGUCUAUUUAUUUUUGGUGUGUAUAUGUUGGGUGGUGGUGGGGGCACAUGCCACAGCAGAGGUCAGAGGACAACUUGAUAGGCUCGAUUCUCUCUGCCCACCUUCAUGUGACUUUGGGGGAUCAAACUCAGGUGGCCAGGCUGCAUGGCAAGUGGCUUUGCCUGCCGAGCUGUCUCGUAGUUAUCCAUUGCCCACUACCGUACUGACAUGAAGAGGUCAGUUCUUUCCCUGCCAUUUCUCCACUUGAGCUGGGACACAGUCCCAUCUGUGUCACCCAGGUCUGUGGUCCUGGGUUUCAUUUUCCUCUCAAAGUUUUUCUGUCUUACGGUACAUUCUUUCUUCCCAGUGCUUCCCCCCAUGGCCUGCUGAAGUGGUUUUAAGGCUUAGAUGCAGAAAGAACACCCCAGAACCUGUUCCCCCCCCCACCCUGCUCCUCCCAGGAAGGGCACCCAUCCUCAAAGCAUAUCCACACUUACCCUUCCCUUCAAAGCGGCUGGUUGGAAUCCUUGAGAGCCCUACUCAGGCCUCUACCGCCUUGGGGGAGAGCACGACCCUGAAGGCAGGUCAAACCGCAGACCCUCAGCCACUCUUCCAGGGGUUGAGAACCUGGCCUGGCUCAUUCGGAAAGCCUGGCAGGUGCAAAUCCACAUUUCCCUCCGUGUGCCCAGCCCCGUUGCUGUGGCAUUCAAAUGCCCAGGAGCUCGGCAUGAGGUCGGGGAGUACAGGAAGAAAUACAUUGCGGGCUGACUAAAUGAAGCUAACUGACAUUUGUUACUAUAUUCAGUACGUACAAUUUUAUCUGUGGAAAAAUAAUAAAAGCCCAUGUCGACUCCAGCACAGGCAAGUCUUCUAGCUUGGUUCCUAACUCCAGCCAGUGCUCUCCCUGCGAUAGGCUCUGUAUGCGGACACAGGUUUCCUUCCUGGGCCUUAUUUGCUAGGUGACCAUGUGCAGGGUUGGGGAAGUUAUUAAGAAUCAAAAGCAACACGACCUUUCAUCCAGUUAGACUUGCUUGGCUCACAUCGGGUGAGGCUGAGGACCCUACCUCAGUCAAUGGAUGCUACUUUCUUGACAGCCAAGGCCUGCUCUCCCAGAAAGGUUGGAGUCUGGCCUGGUUCAGAGAGCAGCUAAGCUGAGCUUAAGGACUCAGGGAUUGGAAGCCGUUAGUAUAUGCCAUUUAGAGUUGGCACUUUAAAUUUUCUGACCCAGGCUGUUUGUUUAAGGAUUGAGGAUUCGCAUUCAAGAAGAGUCAGGAAAGGGCAGAGGAGAAGUCAAAGGCUCCACAGGCUAGAGUGCCCUGGGUGCCCCAACCCAAAGACUGCAGUUCCAGCCCCAAGAGAAACUGCUGUGGGAUUAGCCGAGCUGCUGUAAACAGAAUACAUGCUCUAGAUUGCUCCGUUUGGGGCGGACAGAAUCGGAUCUGAGCUUCCCUUUGCUUCAGCGUGACAGGCAAAGGGCCUUCUCUGUGACAGCCUGCUCCUGUGUUUUAGUCCUCUCCCUGGACUUUCCCGUCCAGCUCAGGCUGCGCUGAAUCACGAGUUUAACCGAAAGCCCACUGGACACUUGGGCAGCUUGGUGGCGCCUCCUCCACCCCCGCAGAGGGGACCUGGGACCGCCAGCCUGAAUGUGCAACUUUAGUAAAUGGGAGUUUGAGCUCUUUUCCCGCCUCCUGUCUCCUAGGGCGUGUUAAACUUGGUUUCCUGGUGAUCCCCCGGCAGGCCCUCUUCCCCUAGUUACUGACUCAGCCCUCCAGCCACAGCAGCAGAGGCGGCCCGAGGUCUGCAGGGGGCACCGGAGGCCGAGGUGUCGGAGGGGCCGGAAGGGGCGGGCGUCAGAUGCGUGCGGGAACAGCGGUCCUGAGUCUCCCGAAGCCGCUGAGAGGACCGCAGCGCCACCCUCCUCGCUGUCUGCCAGUCCUGUCCAGUCCCCGGCCCCGCUCGCUCCCGUCCCCGCUCCGCGCCCUCUGCGGGUGGGAGGGAGCGCGCGCCAGCUCCAGGCUAGCAGCGAGCACUUCCGGGUGAGAUUUUCCAGGGAGCCACCGGGUCUGACCCCAACAGCACUGAGCUCCAGAAACCCUGCGGUGGGCAGGACCUGGCUGCCGGUCCGUUGACGGCCAGCUUUCUAGGACACGUUAACUCUUAACUGUGUCUGUUUCUUGUCUGCAGAACAGAUGUGAUGAUACAUGUACUGCCGGGCCUGAUAGACUUCUGUAUUCUUCCUCUUACCAACUUCCGUUCUGUGGCUGGACAGGCAUCAAAGAUCAUGCCCAUUGGGGAUCAAUAAGCCUGGUGUGACAAAAGAAUGUGAGUUUUGGUCCUACACCAGAGAAGCAAGUCACUGAGUGUGGAAAACUAGCCAUGGAAACCCUAAAAUCUGAGAACAAAAAGAGAGUCCUCCCCUCAUGGAUGACAGCCCCUGUGAAUGAAAGAAAGGUGGAGCCAGUGAAGACACACAAGAAGAAGAGGGUGGUGGCUGUGCACCGCAGGCCAGCGACAAGAGCCUCCACCACGAAGACUGUGUACUGGAUGAAUGAAGCUGAAAUGGUCAGUGUGGCUCUGGAGAUCUUGAUUGAGGAUGGAAAACAGGAAAAGCUCUGGGAACAGCCGUCUCUGGUAGCCACUGAUAAGCCGAAGCUCUCCCCUCCCUACUCAGCAUCCCCUCACACCAGUUCCCCCGGGAGCAGCAGUGAGGAAGAGGACAGUGGGAACGACUCGCCUCUUCUAGGCCUCAGCCCUUCCCGGGUACCAGCGGCUUCUGACUCUCCGUGUAGCAGAAGCCCCAAGGAAGAAAAGGAGGAGGAAGAUGCCUUGAAGUAUGUCAGGGAGAUCUUUUUCAGUUAGUAGGAACUAUUCAGUGUUUCUGCUAAGAACUGGGGCGCUGCCCACCCUUGCCUCCCAUGGAAACUGGGCUUUGCUUCCAGCGUCCAGAAGGCUUUCAUUUUGGGGUGGGGGGAGGCGUUGCAGGAUGCAGACCGGCACCCCAUUAGUCUUGACCCGCACUGCCCUCUGGCUCAGUGUUGGGAAUCCUAGCCCUGUAUUUCGUUCAGGUACCAGUAAAAAUGAGGUGUUAGGCCCACUUGCUGGAAGCAAAGGUCACUAUAGCUCCUGGGAACACUGGAAUUCUAGACAGGCAGCCAGGUCUCAUCUUAAAACGGAGGCUCAUGAACGGUCUCCAUCAUGACACAGCCCAGUUGCCAUCCCUUCAACCAGACUGGUGAGCCUCUCGGGCCCUGUCCACUACCUGUCACCUUUCUUCCACCUGGGACCUCUACCUUGGCCCCUGUACAGCCAUAAGGGAGGGUGGGACGGGAGACGCUGAGGACAAAAGACCACACCAGAGUCUUUGUAGUCACUAUGGCUUUUGAUGAGCACAGAACAAAGAACUCGUUACCAUGUGGGUUUUCUGAUAUACAGACACUGAAAAUAUAUAAU
Psammomys obesus (fat sand rat) is the source of this 3502-nucleotide messenger RNA. RefSeq names its product cell cycle regulator of NHEJ (gene Cyren). The transcript has 4 exons. Bases 2429 to 2911 code for a protein of 160 amino acids. The record is from RefSeq and is a predicted model, not a curated record. NCBI's taxonomy places the organism in Eukaryota, Metazoa, Chordata, Mammalia, Rodentia, Muridae. Gene Ontology annotation, biological process: double-strand break repair via nonhomologous end joining; negative regulation of double-strand break repair via nonhomologous end joining. Gene Ontology annotation, cellular component: cytoplasm; nucleus.